Molecule: messenger RNA, 507 nt
Organism: Knipowitschia caucasica
Lineage: Eukaryota; Metazoa; Chordata; Actinopteri; Gobiiformes; Gobiidae
Source: the annotation of a GenBank genome assembly
AUGAACCUCUUUAACAUCACUGCACAUGUCAUGGGGAGGUUUGGCUCGACUAUUGCCAGUGUGGCUGAUGUGAACGGGGACGGGCUCCGGGACGUUGCUGUCGGGGCCCCGCUGGAGAACCAGAACAGAGGAGCAGUCAGGGGGCGCUCUCCUCAGAUCCACCACAGACACAGAGGAACCUUCAGACCUCAGUCCAGCAGGGGGCGCUCUCCUCAGAUCCACCACAGACACAGAGGAACCUUCAGGCCUCAGUCCAGCAGGGGGCGCUCUCCUCAGAUCCACCACAGACACAGAGGAACCUUAAGACCUCAGUCCAGCAGGGGGCGCUCUCCUCAGAUCCACCACAGACACAGAGGAACCUUCAGACUCCAGUCCAAACCCAGGAAACACAGGCUCAGAGAAGGAGGAGGUGAAGGUGUGGAGGUGGAACAGUUCUCCAUCAGAGACGACCUCAUAGAAGGACAGAGAUCCAGCCUCAGAGUCCAGGAACACAGACACUCGACCUGA